Molecule: messenger RNA, 2240 nt
Organism: Austrofundulus limnaeus
Lineage: Eukaryota; Metazoa; Chordata; Actinopteri; Cyprinodontiformes; Rivulidae
Gene: pawr
Product: PRKC, apoptosis, WT1, regulator
Exons: 7
Coding region: 222-1187 (321 amino acids)
Biological process (GO): apoptotic process; positive regulation of apoptotic process
Cellular component (GO): cytoplasm
Source: RefSeq, a predicted model, not a curated record
GAAGUGCCGCCGCAGCCGCUCUCCCACAGCGGCUCUCUCGGAGCGCGCGGUCACACACCUGGUCGGACCGAGCAGCAGCGUCGUGUCGCGACACAAAACAGCUCCGUACAGCUCCAGGGUAAAACGCUUGAGGAAUGCGGUAUCACUAGAAAAUUGAAAGUUUGUUGUAAUUACUUGAAGGUAACUUGUGAUUUAGAAAAAAAAGAAAAAGAAGAAGAAUCAUGGCCWCAGGCGGGUUCAAGCCAAACGCAACGACAAACUUUUUGGAGGAGUGGAAGGCGAAGAGGGAGAAGGUGAGGGCGAAAAUGCUGGGGGACAUCGCCGCAGCCACCGGCGUCCCCCUGAGUCCCACCGGCAACCCGGAGCGAAGCGCCUCUCCGGGGAGCUGCCACACCUCCUCCCACUCGGCGGCCCAGUCCUCCUCCUCCUCCUCCGGCGGCGCUCCGAACAGACCCGAGGAGGACGCGCAGCACCCCGUCCACACCCCGGCCGGCUCCCUGAAGAAGGCCCCUCCUCAGACGGACAAGGCGUCGCCGGAGCGCAGCCCCAGAAUGGCUUGCAACGACAGCGACAAGGAGAGCCCYCCGCCCGGCAGCAGCAAGGGCAAGGAGAAGAAGAGCUCCGGGCCCAGUGCGCGGAAGGGGAAAGGACAGAUCGAGAAGAGGAAGCUGAGGGAAAAGAGGAGGUCUACAGGUGUGGUCAGCAUACCUUCAAACGAGAGCCUGGAUGAGCUGGAUGACGACGAUGACGCUGGAGAGAAAGACAGGAGGGAUGAAGAGGAGCUGGUUCAGGCSAACACUUUCCAGAACGAGUCCAUGACGGCCGACCCCAACACCAGCUACUUCAUGGAAACUCCAAGAAGUUGGCGCCACAAGGGCUCUGCAGGACAGGGGCUGGAGGAGGAGGCCGGWGGAAGGAGCAGACAGCGACACAACCGUCACAACAGAGAUGGAGGAGCAGGAAGUCUGGAAAUGAGGUUGGAGGAGCUGGAGACGGAACUUGCAAGAGAGGUUCAGGAGAACACCAGGUUGUUGAAGGCCCAGCAGGAAAAGGAUGAUCUGAUUAUGAAACUGAAGGAGGAAAUCGACCUGCUGAACAGAGACCUGGACGACAUUGAAGACGAGAACGAGCAGCUCAAACAGGAGAACAAGACUCUGCUGAAAGUCGUGAGCCAGCUGACGAGGUAGAGCCGCUCCGCACGACACGGCCAACACGACCUUUCACCUGACGUCCUCCUCGGGGUCACGUCCAGCAGGGUGGCCUUGUAUGUCUGAUUCAGUGUAGGUGAGACUUAAAACUGGUCAUCCUCGGAGGCUCACAGCCUUUAAAAAAAAGAAAGAAAAAGGAAAAAAAAGUGUAUUCUCAUUGACGUGAAAGCUAAGCCGUGCAGUGARGAUUGUUUGUCAUCUUAUACAUAUUUAAUGUAAAUGUCUUGUAUAUAGGUCAUUUAGAUUGUUCUUUUUUUCCUGUUAAGGUUUUAAAACAAAAAUAAAAUAAAAUGAAUGUAUCUGCUGCAACAACCAGCACGACAAAACCUUGUUUAGAUGCUAAAAUAUAGACUCUUCCACUUUGUGCACACGCAAGUUAGUCACACAGAUCUUCAGUGUUCGAAUUGUUUUCUAUUUAGAARCAAAUUCAACACUCACUGCUACAGUAUCAGCAGCCAAAGUGGGCUUAGUGCCUUGCAAUGCAUGAGACUUUUUUAUUUUUUAUUAUUGUUGUAUGAUUUCUGAAAUAGUUAGAGCCUGGUGCUUUAUUAGGGAACACUUCAUUUUUCUAACUUCUUGGUACAUUUCAAUCCAACGGGACCUAUAAACCUGAUUAAAAGUAUGUUCAAUAAAAUAUUCAAAUCUGUAUUGAUUAUGUGCCUAAUGCGUUUCAACAUCUCAUUCCUGUUGUUUGAACGCUUUAGGGGUGUUUACAAGUUGCUGCAACGUUUGAACGAUUUUCAUCUGCAUCUGAACCGUGUGUUGUUGAACUUUUUUUUUUUAUGAAAACCAAAUGAAUAGAAGGAACUUGAUAUUUGAAACGGAUUGUUGCUUCAAGGGAACAGGCUUGGCCGCUCGCGCCUGGAUCGUUUUAUUCCUCCUGUGGUAGUUUUUAAGUCACUUGUACAAUCGCGCAUUUUCGGGUAAAGAGCAAGAAGCUCGCAGACGAACACAGAGCUGUCUCUCUUUUCCCAUUGCAUUAUGCAUGUACAGAAGAUUAAGUCAUUUAAUAAAAGUUUGAUUAUCUCUCUC